Molecule: messenger RNA, 2849 nt
Organism: Callorhinus ursinus (northern fur seal)
Lineage: Eukaryota; Metazoa; Chordata; Mammalia; Carnivora; Otariidae
Gene: BTG2
Product: BTG anti-proliferation factor 2
Biological process (GO): negative regulation of cell population proliferation
Cellular component (GO): nucleus; cytoplasm
Source: RefSeq, a predicted model, not a curated record
GGUGCCGCCGCGGGCUCCCCCGCCUCUCGGAACAGUAUGAAAGGCGCGUCCCGGCUAAAGUCCCGGCAGAGCCCGAGCAGCGGCCCAGCGAACAGAGGAGCCCUACGAGCCAGCAAGUCCCACCGGAGCCCUCUCACUGCUCCCCGCCGCUGCCACCGCCGCCCGAGCCGCGCAAGACAUGAGCCAGGCCCGCUGGACCGGGAAGAGAACAGACAUGCUGCCGGAGAUCGCCGCCGCCGUGGGCUUCCUCUCCAGCCUCCUGAGGACUCGGGGCUGCGUGAGCGAGCAGAGACUAAAGGUUUUCAGCGGGGCUCUCCAGGAGGCACUAACCGAGCACUACAAACACCACUGGUUUCCUGAAAAGCCGUCCAAGGGCUCAGGCUACCGCUGCAUCCGCAUCAACCACAAGAUGGACCCCAUCAUCAGCAAGGUGGCCAGCCAGAUCGGACUCAGCCAGCCCCAGCUGCGCCAGCUGCUGCCCAGCGAGCUGACCCUGUGGGUGGACCCUUACGAAGUGUCCUACCGCAUCGGGGAGGAUGGCUCCAUCUGCGUCCUGUAUGAGGAGGCCCCGGUGGCUGCCUCCUAUGGGCUCCUCACCUGCAAGAACCAAAUGAUGCUGGGCCGGAGCAGCCCCUCGAAGAACUACGUGAUGGCGGUCUCCAGUUAGAUCCCCCGCCACCCUCACCAGGCACUCUACUGUACUCAUUCUGCCGUGACAACAGGCCACUGCAUACCUCAACCUGGGGAACUGUAUUUUAAAUGAAGAGGGUUUUUUUUUUUUUUUUUUUUUUUUUUAAGAAAAGGGGAGAAAAAAAACCAAAAGAUUUUUUUAAAGAAAAAUCCUUAAAGGGAGCUGCUUGGAAGUGGCCUCCCCAGGUGCCUUUGGAGAGAACUGUCGUGCGCUUGAGUCUGGGAGCUGGUGCCUGCCUCACAGGAGUGGGGAGUAGUAAGGGGGCAGGCCUGGCAGGGGCGAGGUGGGGAAAGCUUGGCUGGCCCCCCAGGAAGAUGUGAGAGGGAGCAAGCAAGGUUAGCAACUGUGAAUGAGAGCGGUCAGGAUCUGCUGUGCGGCGGAGAGAAGAGAGGCCAAGUUCAGACCUCUCGCUCUCCAGAGCAGGACACCUGCAUCCAUGGCUCCUCUCCUCCUCAGGGGCAUUCAAGCCUGGACUUCAGUGAUGCUAUGUUGCCUCAUCUUCUAUUUUUCUGGUGAGAUCCAGGGCAGAGAGUGAAAAGGCCUCUCCCAGUUGCUUCUGUCCUAAGUGGCUUUUCUUGAAAUCAUGACUUGUUUCUGAUUCUGUGCUCAGGGGCCUGUAGAUGUUGCUUCCCAGGCAGGAAACAAAAGCUUUUUGUUUUGUGGGGGGUCGGGGGAGUAAGGCAGGAGUUAGAGGUUAUUGGGGUUGGGACGGAAGGGUACUCUGCACAAAACCUUUGCUGUGUGCUGCUCUUCAUGUCAGUGUGUGUGGUGAAUAACUUGGGGUGAUUUGCAAUGGAAUUUUGGGACCCAAAGAGUAUCCACUUGGGGAUAUUUGUUUUUGGCCAAAACCUUCUUUUUGGAACCACAUGAAGUCCUGAUGCUGCUGCCAUUAUACCUUCAGGAGUUGGCUCAAAAGCUACAGGGAACUCCAGGUUCUUUAUUACUGCCUUCUUUUUCAAAGCACAACACUCCUCCCUGACUCUCCCACACCUGUCCCCUUCGGGUUGGGUCAUAGAGCCACCCAGUUUUCCAGAACAGGAGCUCUCACUCACUGUGCAAUAUGGCCUCCUGGGUCCCAGGAGAGUCUGAAGGAGAACUGGCUCUCAGAACCUCCUGGUGCCCUGGAGGGCUUAGGGAAUUCUCCCUCCAUCCUCGGGACUCUGGCUGGCUGGUCAGCCUUGCCAGGUAUUCCUUGGCUGAAUGGGAGAAUGCCCCAAGUUCUGCAGGACUACUUGGUAUUCUUGUAGGGCUGACACUAAAAGCCACAAUCCUGGGCAUUGUUUUUGUUUUUGUUUUUGUUUCCUCCCUGGUGCUCAGAGCACCUGUGGGGAAGUUGCUGUCUCAGUACAAUCCAAGUUUGUCUGUAGACUUGUGCAAUAUUUACUGUUCUGGGUUGGAGCCCGUGGAAAUCCAUACUGGGAAGAAAUCCCCUUUCCUUCGGUUUUUCAGUGACAUUAGUGAGGGGUCCCUCAGAAGGCCUUGAGUUUCCCAACCCCGAGUCACUUUAGAAGGACAUAGCUAGAGCAUCUGGUCAACUUGGCUCCCCUCCUGUCCAGCGUAGUAAGAAACCUCCCCCCCCCCCCCGCCUCCGCGAGGGUUCCUGCUCCACUGCCAGUCCCCUUCCCUGGAUUCCUGAACUACUCCGUUUUGACACAAAGGUGCUAUUUAUCAAACACUCUCCCCCCCUACCGAUUCCUGCCAGUUCUGCCCCCUUUUCAACUCUAGACUCCAAGCUGCCUUCCCAGACCCUGCUUCCAGCCUUUCUUGCUUUAAAGGUAACUUCAGGCCCACAGACCCAAGAGCUCCUUUUCUGGCCUGUGGGUGGAAACAAAGCUGUGAAUCCCCACAGAUUGUGGUGGUGCAUCUUGUCUGCAAACGGGUCCCUGCCUUUUUAGAAGCAGCCUCACGGUCUCGUGCUUGAUCUUCUCUUGUUUUUUUGAUGUUCACUUUAAAAGACAGCAAAACACCCAGAGCUGGACUGUUGAGCAGGUCUGUUUCUCCUAUUAAGUAAAAAUAAUAGUCCUAUGUUUGUAAGCUAUUCUGACAGAAAAGACAAAGGUUACUAAUUGUAUAAUAGUGUUUUUAUAUGGAAGAAUGUACAGCUUUAUGGACAAAUGUACGCUUUUUUUGUUACUUUAAUAAAAAUGUAGCAGAUGAA